CCUUCCAAUCCACUCCUUGCUGUGUCCUGGUGUCUGCUUGCCUGCCUUUUGCUUCAUACGGACACACCCACACACGAACACUCGCACACAAGAGCAAUGGCACCCACCGCCACAGCCGCCACGACGCCGGCCCUCGAUGCCGGCGCAGCCCCUGCAGUCAAGAGCAAGCCCGUCAACAGCAACACGUCGACGCUGACGUCGACGCCUCCGCUCGUGGACCUCUACUCUGGCUCGGGUCAGUCGUCUCAAAAGUCCGACGAGGAGCUUCGCAAGGACAUCAUCAAGGGCCUCCAGGGCUACAAGACGUACAUUGUCCCGGGCAGCGUCGACAACAUCGAGGACCGCCACUUUGCAUUUAGGCGCACCCUGCCCACGACGAUUCUCUACAGCGAACGCGGCCUGCUCCUCUACGACCGCCUCGUCGAAGAGCCCGAGUACUACCUCUGGAGCGCUGAAAAGAACAUUCUCGAGACGCAUUCAAAGGACAUUGCCCUCCGCAUUUUCGGCCACCAGACGGGCGCGCAGUCGCACAGCGGCAACACGGACGAUAUCGUGCACAACGACGAGCAGCAGCAGCAGAACCACGACGAAAGCAACAACAGCAGCAGCAGCAAUGGCUGGCCCCACAGCGCAGAACGCGAAAAGGAAAAGUGGGGCGAUCACAAGGUCGGCCGUCACAAUGGCGGCGUCAACAGCGAAGAGGGCAUGGAUGGUGAUCAAGGUGUGGGAUGUGCCUCACUAGUGGAGCUCGGCGCUGGGUCGCUGCGCAAGACCGUCCACCUUAUCCGCGGCCUCGAGGGCAUUCCCCCUCGGCCGGGCGCGGACAAGGACGCUCCAGCUGUGCAGUACUAUGCUUUGGACCUCGACAAGGCCGAGCUGGUACGCACGCUGGAGCAACUUCACCAACAGGAGGCCAGAAAGGCAGAUGCAAACGACUGGACCGUCCUCGACGGCAAGGUCGGCAUCAACGGCAUGUGGGCCACCUACGACCAGGGGCUCGACUUUAUCGGCAAGGGCGGCCUGGCCCAGACGAAGUCAGGAAGUGGCGGCGACGGCAAGCGCUGCCUCGUCUGGCUCGGCUCCAGCAUUGGCAACUUCAACCGGCGCGGCGCCGCAGAGUUUCUCGAGACGGCUGCCAAGUCGUCGCUCCGGCCGGGCGACACGAUGCUCAUCUCCGUCGACCGGCGCAACAAGCCCGAGGCUGUGGCCAAGGCCUACCACGAUGCAAACGGCGUCACGCGAGACUUUAUUCUCGAGGGCAUUCGCCACGCUGACCAUAUCCUGGGCGGCCAUGGCAUCCUCGACCCCGCCAAGUUUGAGUACAAGGAUCGCUACAACAACGACGAGGGCCGCCACGAGUCCUACUACCGCUCCCUGUGCGACCAGAGGCUCGAGCUGCCCGGCACAGACGAGCCCAUCGACAUUGAAGAGGGCGAGCUGAUCCACGUCGAAUCUUCGUACAAGUACAACGAGCGUGAGAUCCUCGACGUCUUUGACUACGCCGGCCUCCGCGUCGUGGAGCGCUACAGCGACGACAAGGAGCUGUACGAUGUCUGGCUCGUCGAGCGGCCCGGCUUCCACUUCAGCAGCACCAGACUCAUGACGGGCUCCCGUCAGGACAUGGGCAUGGGCCUCACGGUAGAGCAGGCGAAUGGCCAGCGCGGCAGCUGGGAGUUUGACUCGGAUGGAGGCGCAGGCAGCAACGGCAUCGAGGAACCCACCGUCCACUCGACCUGGGGCAUGCCCUCGCGCUCCGACUGGGAGCAGCUGUGGAAGGCGUGGGACACUGUCACGCUGACCAUGAUCCCGAAGAGGAUGCUCCACGAGAAGCCAAUCGAUCUCCGGCACAUUUGCCUCUUUUACAUUGGCCACAUCCCUGCCUUUUGCGACAUCAUGCUCGCCCGCAACCUCAACGAGCCCCACCUCAACGACCACUUUUCGGCCAUCUUUGAGCGCGGCAUCGACCCUCACGUGGACGACGAGACGCAGUGCAACCCACACAGCGAGGUGCCGACCAAGCCCGAGGACUGGCCCACGCUCGACGAGCUGCUCGACUACCGGGCCAAGGUCGCCAAGCGUGUCGAGGGCAUCUAUGACGACGUGGCACAGGGCAAGCGCGUCUGCGACCGCCGACUCGCCCGUCUGCUCUGGCUCACGCUCGAGCACAAGGCCCUCCACCUCGAGACGCUUCUCUACAUGCUCGUCCAGAGUCCCAAUACGCUAGCACCCGAAGGCUUCACGGCGCCCGACUGGAACACGCUCGCCCGUCAGUGGGAUGCUGCAUGGGAGAGGCAGGGAGGCCAAGCCGCUCAGGAUCACGUUCUCAACUUCAAGGCUGCCGAGAUCACGCUCGGCCACAAUGAUGACGAUGCCCAGGAUUCCAAGUUUGUCGCGUCGCGGCCUUCCAGCAACGUCAACGAGGUCAACGACCAGCUUGGCAAGCCAGAGUUUGGCUGGGACAACGAGUCACCGGCCCGCAAGGUGUGGACCGACGCCUUUAGCAUCUCGGCCCUGCCUAUUACCAAUGGACAAUAUCUCGACUAUCUUCAAAAGACGGGAUCCAAAGAGACUCCUCCCUCUUGGGUCUACGUCGCAAAUGACCCCAGGGUCAAGACGGUAUAUGGAGCCGUGUCGAUGAAGGCUGCACAGCACUGGCCAGUGCAGGCCUCGGCAGCGCAGCUGGAGGCCUUUGCCAAGUGGAAGGGAGGUCGGCUCCCGUCGCAUGCCGAGCUCCGCCGCUUCUUGGACGCGGCCAGCGGACCCAACUGCACCGAUCGGCCAGGUACCAACGUCGGCUUCCGCAAUUGGCACCCGGUCCCCCCUGCACUCUCCCGGCCCGUCUCGGGCUCUCCCGCGCACGUGCAGCAGCAUCUCCCUGGCCACAAUGGCGGCGUGUGGGAGUGGACCUCGACGCCGUUCAGCGACUACGAAGGCUUCAAGCCCUCAGCCCUGUAUCCUGGCUACAGCGCCGACUUCUUUGACGGCAAGCACAACGUCGUCCUGGGCGGCAGCUGGGCCACGACGCCCUCGAUUGCGGGCAGGCGCACUUUCGUCAAUUCGUACCAGGCCGCCUACCCUUACGUCUUUGCAGGCGCUCGUGUCGUCUUUGACCAGAACACGCAGGUCAAGCCUAGGUCCCUCUCGCCCUCGAGGUCCACAGUAACGACUCGCUCUCCUGUCCUGUCUGCUUAGUGGUUCACGGCUUUUCUACUUCGUUGGCGCUUCUCCGUCUCUGUGCUCCGAUUCUCAUCUCUCUGCUCUCGACUCUGUAUACGACUACUCUUUCUCAGCUUCACGAUAUCUUUACUGUGUCAUGCUUAUUUAUCUGUCUCUCUCUCUGAUGACAUUAAAGAAAAUCAAAUGAUGGCUUUAUCCCGCCC
Messenger RNA from Acaromyces ingoldii, 3380 nucleotides. RefSeq lists its product as hypothetical. The record is from RefSeq and is a predicted model, not a curated record. Bases 97 to 3192 code for a protein of 1031 amino acids. Lineage: Eukaryota; Fungi; Basidiomycota; Exobasidiomycetes; Exobasidiales; Cryptobasidiaceae. The transcript is spliced from 2 exons.